Molecule: messenger RNA, 2046 nt
Organism: Fundulus heteroclitus (mummichog)
Lineage: Eukaryota; Metazoa; Chordata; Actinopteri; Cyprinodontiformes; Fundulidae
Product: transmembrane protease serine 2
Exons: 13
Coding region: 181-1584 (467 amino acids)
Biological process (GO): proteolysis
Cellular component (GO): membrane
Molecular function (GO): protein binding; serine-type endopeptidase activity
Source: RefSeq, a predicted model, not a curated record
ACAACGCCGCAGGGGCCGAGCAGAGAGGGGAUGCUGAAGGGCCUAAUCUUAUCAGAGAGGCUUUUCACUUUCAGAGUCAGACGCUGAUUGUGAGCUCAGGUAGGUGGAUGAGAAACUGAUGGCAGAGUGAUCACUGGCAGAGACUUCACCGGCAACAGAUUAUUGUUGGAUUACCCGAAGAUGACCACCAAUCCCUAUCUCAACGCAGCUCCGUCUUUCAUCUAUGAGGACAAAAGAAAUCUCUCACCACCGGACGGCUCAGAUGUUAAACCCCAGUACGUUCACCACGUGUCCCCAAACCCCCCACCAGAGAUCAGCCACUCCACCCCCACAAAAAAAGAUCCCAGAGAGAGAUGCGUGAAGUUCGCUGUGGCCGCUGUGAUCUCCCUGCUGCUCCUCCUGCUGGUGGCUGGAAUCCUGCUGGGAUAUUACUAUUCCUCCUCCUGUCUGCACGGGAGGCAGUGUGGGGAUGGGAACUGUGUGUGGGAAUCCCAGUGGUGUGACGCGGUGAAGGACUGUCCUGCUGGCCAGGACGAAGCCAACUGUGUGAGGGUGCGCGGCUCAAGCUUCCUGCUGGAGGUUUACUGGACUGAGGCUAAAGAGUGGAGGCCGGUCUGUGCCGAGGGCUGGAGCGAGCCACGGGGUGAAGCAAGCUGCCGGGACAUCGGCUACAGCAGGGGCACUUAUUUCAAGUCAGGACAGCAAAGCAGCGACUCUAAUGGAGGCUUUUUGUCGGUGAAGCCGGGCUCCGACCCGCAGACGUCCAUUCUGCGGCAGCUCGUCCCGAGCACUUCGUGCCACGCCAGCAGCGCGGUGACGCUCCGGUGUACAGACUGCGGGAACAGGGACGACUCCAGCGAGGCCCCUGGAGCCCGCCUGGCCUCUGUGGGCUCCUGGCCCUGGCAGGUCAGCCUGCACGUGUCCGGCUCUCACCGCUGUGGAGGAGCGAUCGUCUCCCCACGCUGGGUCGUCACCGCGGCACACUGCGUGGGCAGCGGCCCCGGUCCGGAAGACUGGGCAGUGUAUGCCGGGGUGGUGGACCCGUUGGGCCCUCUGUUUAAUCCGGCCCACGCUGUGAGUCGAAUCAUAGCACACCAGGACUAUAGCAGCCAGACCCGGCAGAACGAUGUGGCUCUGAUGAAGCUGUCUGAGCCCGUGGACACCACAGCUUCCGGUAAGGUCCGGGCCGUGUGCCUCCCUAAUCCCGGUCUGAACAUCUCUGAUGCUGAGAACAGCUGGGUGACGUUCUUCGGCCGCGCAGGAAACGCAGACUCCGGCUCUCUGUACCUGAUGGAGGCCCCGGUGUCCCUCGUCCACCCGGCGGAGUGCAACGGCUCCGAGGCGUACAGCGGCAGGAUACCCGAGGAUCUGCUCUGCGCCGCGCAGGUCGACGCAGGCGCCAGCGUGUGCCACCCCGACAGUGGCGGUCCUCUGGUGGCGCAGGCCGAGGGGCUGUGGUGGCUGGUUGGGGACGGCGUUUGGGGGGAACACUGCAAUGGACACAACAAACCAGGCGUCUAUACCAACAUAGCGCACCACCUGAACUGGAUCUACCAUCAGAUGCAGAAGCAUCAAGACGCCUGACAACGAGACCAAAGACGAUGAUCAGCCUGACGAGUUAUUUGUGUUAAAUGUUUUCCUGUAAUCUUAUGUACAGCUGAUUGGUUUAGUUUGAUUUCCUUGCAUAAAAUAAUAAUAAUAAUAAUAAAAUAUAUAUUGCCACAGCAUCUAUGAACAGAUCAACUACAAAAUUGUUACCCUUCUGGACACCCUCCUUAUCCCAUCUCUAGGAAGUCCAACGGUCUGCGAGUCGAAGCUCUUUUACUGCCGUAAGGAUUUUUCACAGGGGAAGAUGAAGAAAAUAGAGAAUUUAGUUUUUAUAUGCCGUACAAAAUGAUGAUGCUAUGUAUCGUCUAAACGUAUUAAGCUGUUGUCUCAGUGUUUAUCUUGACACGUUCUCUGCUGUGAAAAAGUUUGUGCCCCCCCCCUUACAGAUUUCACGUUUUUUUUUGUCCCACUUGAACAGUGCAGAUCAAACUAAUCUUA